Messenger RNA from Uranotaenia lowii, 5899 nucleotides. RefSeq names its product two pore potassium channel protein sup-9 (gene Task7). The coding region runs from base 321 to 1337 and encodes 338 amino acids. Gene Ontology annotation, molecular function: potassium ion leak channel activity. The transcript is spliced from 3 exons. Gene Ontology annotation, biological process: stabilization of membrane potential; potassium ion transmembrane transport. Lineage: Eukaryota; Metazoa; Arthropoda; Insecta; Diptera; Culicidae. Gene Ontology annotation, cellular component: membrane. The record is from RefSeq and is a predicted model, not a curated record.
CUGGUGUUCGCGCACUACUUUUAUCUUGUUAUGACUGUCGUCUAAUCAUACAAAGAAAAAGGACAAAAAUUACAGCUUCCUAGCAGAAAGUGUAUCAAACAGGAAUGAAUUUGCCAAAAAAUAGGUCAACGUACUUAAGAAUAACGCUAAAUAAUUAAAAAAAGCAUGGCACGGAGCAGCGACACGUUCUAGACACAAGGGUAAGGAUAUUCCAAGGAUAAUUUAACAGAAGGAAUGGAUUCGCACAACAAAAAUCGAUAACGAGAGGAACCAUCAAUGAAAGCUCGUUGUAUGAAGCUGCCAAAAAAAAACUCAGAAAAAUGAAACGCCAAAAUAUCAGGACACUUUCGCUGGUCGUCUGUACCUUCACCUAUCUGCUAAUCGGGGCAGCCGUAUUCGAUGCCCUGGAGUCGGAAACCGAAGCCCGGCGGUGGGAGUUUCUCAAAAAUGUCAAAGCAAAUUUCGUGGCCAAAUACAACAUAACACCCGAAGACUAUCACAUGAUUGAAAUCGUCAUCACCGAAAAUAAACCGCACAAAGCAGGACCCCAAUGGAAAUUUGCGGGGGCGUUCUAUUUUGCAACCGUUGUGUUGGCCAUGAUCGGUUACGGCCAUUCGACCCCGGUAACCAUCGGCGGUAAAGCGUUUUGUAUGGCCUACGCGAUGGUUGGAAUCCCGCUAGGACUCGUAAUGUUCCAGAGUAUCGGAGAGCGUUUGAACAAAUUCGCAUCGGUUGUGAUUCGGCGAGCGAAGAGAUACCUGCGCUGUCAGCAAACCGAGGCAACGGAAAUGAACCUCAUGCUGGCCACUGGGAUGUUAUCGACCAUCAUAAUAACUACGGGUGCAGCAGUGUUCUCCAAAUAUGAGGGCUGGUCGUAUUUUGAUAGUUUCUACUAUUGUUUCGUAACGUUAACGACCAUCGGAUUUGGAGACUACGUCGCUCUUCAGAAUGACCAGGCUUUGAUUAAUAAACCAGGCUAUGUUGCACUUAGCUUGGUUUUUAUUCUGUUUGGACUUGCCGUCGUAGCCGCUAGUAUCAACCUGCUAGUGCUGCGGUUCAUGACUAUGCAAGCGGAAGAUAUCCGACGGGAUGAGGCUGAAAUGCAAAUGUCUACAGACGGGCUGAACUACGAGUGUAGUUCUACGGGUAAGCUGCUGUCCAGCAAUAACAUCAAUCAUUUCUCCGAGAUAGACGAUGACGAAACAUCGGUCUGUUCUUGUACCUGUCUGGGUGGAAACAGUUUUACGACACACGAGAAUGAGUUUCUGCUAGAUCAGGGUUAUCACCCUGCCGAUAUCAUAACCAGCUCGAUCAGCUUGAAACGAAUGUCGAUUUAGAUAAUUGAAUCGGUUUGGUAGUGGAAACGGAUUAAUAAAACAGAAUUUGCCAAAAAGCUUUUCGAAGUCUUCUGUUAGACCCUUAUUCAAUAUAAGUUUAUUAGGCCUAUUACUUAGCUUAGCUUAGCUUGUUUGACUACUCAUAUCCACCUUAAAUCAUUUAACUCGAAAUGCUAUUUAAUUGUUUCAGAGGAUGGUAAUGCUAUUUAAUUACGUACUUCAAAAAAAAGAUGACUUUCUUGUUAUUUUUUAACAAUUUAUGCGCAUUUCGAAUUCCAUGAUCGUUGGCGUGGCUAAGCAGAACAAGUUCCUCGUCGCCAAUGGUUGCUACUCCGUGAUUAAUCGAGGCCAACAAUUUUGCACAAAAUCCAAAAGAAUGGUGCUUGGGAUUAGCAGUUCAUUCUCAAUGUACAAAACUCAUGCUCUCCGUUUUUUAAAUGAUUAAUAACGGCGCCGGCCACGUCCUAGUAGUCAAUGGGGGAAAAGGAAGGAAUGUUAGUUUGAUACUCUUUAGGUUCAACUAGCAACUUCAUGCUCCUGCAUACUCCAAAAAUAAUUUUGAAAUAGUCAGAACCAGAAACAAGUGAGUAUCACCAACUAUGGAAACCGUCUGUACGUCUGCGAAUCUAUAUUCAAGUAUCAAAGGAAGGGGUUGUGUUAGUUGGAAAAAGGUAAAGAUCAGGAUCCAUUUUGGUCAAUGGUGCGAUCGUAUUUUCCUACACCUUCUAUGCUCCUAGGCAUUUCAUAAGGAAACUCCUACUUCUACGAGGCAUUCGAUAAACGUUAAAUAAAUAUAUAUUGAGUUAAGUAUUGAAAGAAAAUUAUUAUCAUCCACAUUUCAUCCCUUUCAAACUAGCUUUUUUUCCCUAACAGCGAUCCCUGUUAAAUCGAAGAAUUAUCAAAAGGCUUUUAUGGUUGAAAAAAAAAACAAUAUUUUGAAUUGAAUGUAUUUUUCAUAGUAUGCGACAAAAACUUCUCAAACUAUUUUUCGUGAUUAAUACCAUUUUGAAAAUUCUUCAAUUCUUUCCUCUCUUUGCCUCUUUUUGAGCUUCAUUGCAUGUAAUGUUCAAAUUUUUGUUGAUAGUAAAUUAUUUCAAAAUAAAAAGUAUGCAUCAUGGAUCAACUUAGAGAAGCCUUAUUUUAAAAACUUCAAUUUGAUACUGAGGUAUCAACAAUGUCAGUUUGAAAUAAAAGCAGGAAAUCUUUAAGAUACACUUAAUUUAAAUACGAAUGUUGCAUUGUUUCAAAAAUAAAACUGAAAAGUCAAACAGCAAUAAAAAACAAAAGUGAAAAAUGGAACGGGCUCACCAAAAAUGUUAUAAAAGGUGCUAAAUGUUGAUCUGAAAGUCCUCCUGGAAACACUGGUCCUUGAAUCCACGAAUGAGUUCACUUUUUGAAGCUCCGAAGGUGAUGGUGGUCACUGAGCUGGUUCCAUCCGUCUAGAUUCAAUCUUCCGGAUUUUAAAAAUUGUUAGCACUUUGUCAGUUAAGCUUAGCAGGCCACCAGAAAAAAACCACUCCCACCGGGCGCUGGAAUUUGAGUUUUUUUUCUCUCCUACCACAUGUUUCUUCCUGUCACAAAACGCACAAUCAGGGAACUUUUCAAUAAUAAGUGGAAAGUUUCCCUUUUUAUCACUAUUUGAAAAGAAAUUUAACUGGAUCCGCGAUUCAAAUCGACUGAAAUUCGUAUAUUUUUCACAAUUGCAGAACGUGCAUUUUUUCUCAGAAUCCAGUAGCUGUAGUCAUAGCUGUGAACCGUAUAAGAAUAUAUUCAUAUUGAACAAAAAGGCCGAUCAAAACUCGAUUGAUGUAAGAGAAUUCACUGCAACUUAUUGAAACUUGGUCAUGAAGGUAAUGAAAAAAUAUAUUUCGAGGAAUCACGAAGCAAAACGCGACCACGGAAAAACAUGCGACCGUACUCGAGCAAGGCCAACUUAGCUCCUCUAUAAGUUUAUUAGGCCUAUUACUUAAUACAAAGUUUAUCUGGCCGAUGGUCAAUUUUAUUACAUCUAUUUCUUAAAACUAAGGUUGGGUUUUUUGGGUUUAGGGAAUGGGAAAGGGUUGGGUUUAAUUGGAAGCUUCUUAUCAUGCGAGACAGUGGCUGAGUUACACUGACUCGCAUAAGUGAAGAUGGGGGUUUCUUUAUUUUUGCUCUGAUCACAAUUCACUUCCAUCUCUGGAUCGGAGGAAGAGCAGCUGGGUUGGGGAUCAUUCUUUUUUUUAGGUGGAGAGUCCGAUUGCACGUUCGCACUGGGUUGUUCGUUUGGUGGUGAUACAUUCGGUUUUUGGUGACUUCGUUUGAUAUUCAGGUUGAGUUGAUGUUGCUGUUGUUGAGCUUUAUUCGGAUCGGUGCUGGAAGACUUCGGUUUUGGUUGGUUAUCCAUUAUAGGACGUGAUUGCAAUUUUGCUACGCUUGCGUAACUGAUGUUGUUAUUGCUGGUGGUGAUCGAUGAUAUUUUUUUUCGGGCUUCGGUCAGUGGUAUAUUUUGAUCGGUGGCGAGUUUAAGCGAGGCGACUUCGGUUUUCCAGAUCGAACAGCUUCGGUCAACUGGACUGUGGCUUCCUUUGCAGUUGGAGCAAAAUGGAUCGUUUUUACAUGUUGCGCUUUCGUGUUGACCGGAACAUUUGAUACACGAGAUUUGGUUUGUGCAUUUGGCCUUGGGAUGACCAUAUUGGAGGCAUUUUCGGCAAAACAUUGGUAACGGAUAGUACACUCGGGUUCUUAACCGCAGUAAACCGAAAUCAAUAUAUUCGGGCACGACGGUACUGUUCACAGUUAGAAUAAACGUCGAUGUUCCAACGAUUCCAUUUGGUGAUUUUUUUGUUAUUCUAUGAACAUUUGUUAUAUUCUGUGGCACAAGUUCUGCGAGGAUCUCUUCAUUUUUCAUUUCUCCGACUUCAUUACACUGCACUACGAAUUUUCGUGUGUUUAAAUUUGGAUGAAGACCAACUUCGACGGGAGUUCCAUCUAUUAAAUUGGUAAUUUUUUCGAGUUUUUUCACUUGUUCUUCAGAUCGCACUUUCAACACGUACCAUUGUUUUUUGCUAUCAUAAUAGCCACUCUCAACUUUACCGGCAUAUUUUUCCACUGAUUUUCCGAUUGUAAAAGGGUUCUUAGGAAGACUACUGCCAUUUGUUCCUCGAAGGAACAUGUAAUAUAAACGACCGAACAGUUUAUUUCGGUCCAUCCAAACAGGGAUUAACCUAUCUGGAUGAUCACCGGGAGAUGGGCUCAUGGCCACGCACUUGUUCUUUUCACCGCACCAAUACUAAACAAUAGCCUUUUAUCACGAGGUGAGCAAAACUCGACCGAACUCGAUCAAGGCUGAGGAGGAACUCUGUUAGACCCUUAGAUAAAUUCAAAAAAAAAAACUAGAAACAUUUUCCAAAACAUCAAACUACUUAUAAAAUACUUUUACACUGAAUACGACACUUGAACCCAGGAUUUAGUUUUCUGCCAUAUCUUAACUGGUGUUGAAAUAGAGUUGUAAAUUAAUCAUUCAUUAAAUUCAAUAAGUAGAAUUUAAUAACAUCACAGAGAACAUAUUAUGACUGAUAUUUUUUUUGAUGACAUUGUCCACUUUAAAGCUCCCAUCAAUAUUAACAUAAAAUUUAGGAUAAUUUCUUUCUGGAAGUAAUUAAAUAAAUGCAACACAUUUUUCCUGUUAGUGCUACUUAUGAAUGCUUUAUUUCAACAUCGUUCAGCACAUUGAACAUCAUAGAAGCACAAAUGAAAACAUGAAUUAGUCGCAAUGUUCAAAUUUUCAUAAUCUUCAAUAGAUAAGUUUUCUAAUUGGGGCACCUAUAUCAGAAAACGUGCGUUUUUCUGCUAAACAGGCUUUUUCAAUUUUCUACUUACUCUGGGUUGUCCGAAUGUUAAUUAUAUUUUAUGAGUCUUAUUCAACCUAGAUGUUGCCCUCUAGUUUAUUGUUAUUGGUUUAAUUAAUGACGGAUCGAAUUAAUAAAUACAUAGGUAAAAACAUACUACCGGGUUAAUCACUUAAAAUUUGCAUCACACCCGACUAUACAAUUUUGAAAAUAAAAUGAUAAUUUCAAAAAAAAAAUCUGUAGUAAUAAAUUUAUGUUAGGUACAAUUAAAUUGAAUAAAAGUAAAACCUGUUAUAGAUGGAGAAAUGUUUCAAAAACUUUUCCUCUUUUACACCACAGUGUAAUUUUUGAAUAAAGAAUAGUACAGUUCAACAUUGUGUGGAUCCAAUAGUAGUACAAUAUAAUCAAAAGAAACGUGCUUAAUUUUCUAGAACCUCUACUCUACUGUUUCAUUAUUUUAAUUUAUAAUGGCUGUCGGAGACAGUGUAGCUUGUUCAGAAAAUUUUACAAUGUUCGUAUAUUUAAAACUUCUAAAAUAAACCACAGUACAAGUUUCAUUUAUAUCAGUGCUAAGUGCUUAUUCGCAUUUGUUUGUAGACAUUCUUUCAACCGAAAGCCGUUUAAUCAUCUGUGAAUAGAGAUUGGUUCAGUGGUUUUUUUCUCAUACUUAGGUAAUUGGAAAGCAACGGUUACAGCUAACGACUAAACUUAGUAUCACGGUUUAAAACGUAAAAU